UCGAGGCGGCGGCAGCAGCGGCGACGGCUCCGGCGGCUCCUCCUCCUCCUCUGGUGGCGGCGGCGCCCCGGGCCUGAGCCCCGGCCCCGGCUCCCCUCUCCGCCACCCCGCGCGCCCCCACUUCCCCCGGUGCCGCGGGGAACAUGAGGCUCCGCUCCCGGAGGCCGGCGAGUGAGUGACCCCCGUCCGCCGCCUCAGCCCGCCCGCCCGCUGGCCCGGCCGCUCCCCCCCCGCCUCGCCCAGGCAAUGACAGCGGCUCCGCCGUCUCCGCAGCAGAUCAGGGACCGGCUGCUGCAGGCCAUCGACCCCCAGAGCAACAUCCGGAACAUGGUGGCGGUGCAGGAAGUCAUCUCCAGCCUGGAGAAAUACCCCAUUACCAAAGAGGCACUGGAGGAAACCCGACUUGGGAAGCUCAUCAACGACGUCCGCAAGAAGACGAAAAACGAGGAGCUCGCCAAGCGGGCCAAAAAGCUGCUGCGGAGCUGGCAGAAGCUCAUCGAGCCCGUGCACCAGAAUGAGGCUGCACUGCGGGGGCUGGCGGGUGCCCCCGGCUCGGCCAACGGGGGCGCCCAUAACUGCCGGCCGGAGGCAGGGGCGGCCGGCCCACCCAAGAGCAUCCAUGACCUGAAGAACCGCAAUGACAUCCAGAGGCUGCCCGGGCAGCGACUGGACAGGCUGGGCAGCCGCAAGCGCCGGGGGGACCAGCGCGACCUCGGUCACCCUGGGCCACCUCCCAGGGUCUCCAAAGUGAGCCACGACUCCCUGGUAGCCAACUCGUCCCCCCUCCCCACCAAUGGGAUCAGUGGGAGCCCUGAGAGCUUCCCCGGCCCCCUGGACGGCAGCGGGCACGUGGGCCCCGAGGGCAGCCGCCUGGAGCACAGCGAGAAUGACAAGCACAGUGGCAAGAUCCCCGUCAAUGCCGUGAGGCCACACACCAGCUCCCCGGGCCUGGGCAAGCCCCCCGGGCCCUGCUUGCAGGUGAAGGCUGUGGUGCUGCAGCAGCUGGACAGGGUGGACGCGACUCCAGGUCCCCCCCACCCCAAGGGGCCGCCUCGCUGCUCUUUCAGUCCCCGGAACUCACGGCACAAGGGCUCCUUUGCCCGGCAGCGGAGCCCGUACACAUACAAGGGCUCCGUGCCCAGUCCCUCACCUCGGCCCCAGUCACUCGACGCCACACAGGUGCCGUCACCGCUUCCGCUGGCCCAGCCGUCCACGCCCCCCGUGCGGCGGCUCGAGCUGCUGCCCAGCGCAGAGAGCCCAGUGCGCUGGCUGGAGCAGCCUGAGGGCCACCAGCGGCUCGCGGGGUCGGGCUGCAAGGCAGGGCUGCCACCGGCUGAGCCCCUCCUGCCCCGGGCAGGCUUCUCCCCGGACUCCUCCAAGGCAGACAGCGAUGCUGCCUCGUCCGGUGGCUCGGACAGCAAAAAGAAGAAGAGGUACCGGCCUCGUGACUACACGGUUAACUUGGACGGGCAGGUGGCCGAGGCAGGUGUCAAGCCUGUCCGGUUAAAAGAGCGGAAGCUCACCUUUGACCCCAUGACGAGACAGAUCAAACCUCUGACCCAGAAAGAGCCAGUGCGGGCCGACAGCCCUGUGCACACAGAGCAGCCGAGGACAGAGCUGGACAAGCCCGAGGCCAAGGCCAGCCUCCAGAGCCCUUUUGAACAGACGAACUGGAAGGAGCUGUCGCGCAACGAGAUAAUCCAGUCCUACCUGAGCCGGCAGAGCAGCCUGCUCUCGUCGUCGGGCGCACAGACCCCGGGCGCUCACCACUUCAUGUCCGAGUACCUGAAGCAGGAGGAGAGCACUCGGCGCGGGGCCCGGAAGCCACACGUGCUGGUGCCUCACAGCCCACCCACGGACCUCCCAGGGCUAAGCCGUGAGGUCACGCGGGACGAUCUGGACAGGGUCCAGGCCCAUCAGUGGCUGGGGGUGAACGGGUGUCAGGACACACAGGGUAACUGGUAUGACUGGACGCAGUGCAUAUCGCUCGACCCGCACGGCGACGACGGGCGGUUGAACAUUCUGCCUUAUGUCUGCUUGGACUGACUGGCCUGUCGGACUCUAAGUGCAUUCCCACCUUGCAGUCAGCCAUAGAGGGCGGGCGCCAGGGCCCGGCCGCCUC
Mesoplodon densirostris (Blainville's beaked whale) is the source of this 2122-nucleotide messenger RNA. RefSeq names its product mediator complex subunit 26 (gene MED26). Lineage: Eukaryota; Metazoa; Chordata; Mammalia; Artiodactyla; Ziphiidae. The transcript is spliced from 3 exons. Gene Ontology annotation, biological process: positive regulation of gene expression; regulation of transcription by RNA polymerase II. Gene Ontology annotation, cellular component: core mediator complex; mediator complex; nucleus. The record is from RefSeq and is a predicted model, not a curated record. Bases 247 to 2046 code for a protein of 599 amino acids. Gene Ontology annotation, molecular function: transcription coregulator activity.